UCUGUCAGUGAUUGAAGCUGUAUUUUGUUAUUAAAGAGUUAGAAACCUUUACCUAAAAAUGGAUACUUCUGUCUAAUGAAAUCCAACAUGGCUAACCAAAAUACGGAGACGAGCAAGAUCGUACCAGAAGAAAACCGGGAUUACGGGCAAGUUCAGCCCGUCAACACGAAGUCAUGGCUGGAGGAGAACGAGAAGUUCUUCCUGCCUCCAGUCUGCAACAAAAUGAUGCACAACUGGCAGUUGAAGGUCAUGUUUGUCGGGGGACCAAAUCAGCGCAAGGACUACCACAUAGAGGAGGGAGAAGAGCUGUUCUACAUGGUGAAGGGAGACAUGUGUCUGAAGAUUGUGGAGCAGGGGAAACAUAAGGAUGUGGUCAUCAAGGAGGGUGAGGUGUUCCUCCUGCCAGCUCGCAUCCAACACUCGCCCCAGCGUGAGGAGAACACCAUUGGACUGGUGCUGGAGAGAGAGAGGGCAUCUGGAGAGACUGAUGGACUGAGGUAUUUCAUAGACGGGACCACAGAGAGGCUGUACGAGAAAUGGUUCCACUGUACUGACCUUGGCGCUGAGCUCAAACCUAUCAUUGAUGGAUACUUCAAUUCCACACAGUUCAAGACAGGAAAGCCAAUUCCAGAGGAACUUCAAGCAAACCUCCCAUUUGAGCUUGACAUGAAGACAGUUGUGAUGAAGCCAUUUCCACUGAAGGACUGGCUGCAGGAGCACAGGAAGGACCUGGAUGAAGAUGGAGGUGUCUCCAUGUUUGGGGACAAGUUCCAGUUUGAGACCCGGAUGUUUGGAAGUGGGAAGGCGGAGGGCAACAAUGCUACAGCAGAGACAUGGCUCUGGCAACUGGAGGGUGAGGCCAAGGUGACAGUUGGGGACCGAGUCCAUAACCUAGUGGCACACGACAGUCUGCUGAUCGCUCCAGGACAGAUGUACAGGUACGAGGGCACAGAGGGAGCAGUGUGCAUGGCUAACCUACAGGACCUUAACAGAAAGAGUUAGGAAGAUUGAGACAUGCAGCAAGUGAUAGCAUACUGAACCAUACACACUGCAUUCGAGUUACAAUAAGAUUUCAGAUAGUAUGUUAGCUUAAACCUCUAUAACAUUGGUUAGAUACGUCAUUUGACUAUCAAGCUCUUCUAUCAUUUUGGAAUUAUUUUGUUCUAACCAUUUCUGAGGAAAAAUGAGAGACAAGAUGUGGUAAACUACUUAUGACAUAUCUAGCCUUUGAUCAUUGUAAAUUGGGGUCUAUAUAAUUAGGACACAGAUGAUCUUCAAAUUUCAACAUCAUUGCUCUCAUUUACACUGAAAUCUAGUGAAUUAUGCCUCUUGAAAAUUUUGAUGUACAAGUUAGUGAUACUCUGAACUACAGUACUUGUAUGUAAAAAGAAUUGUAGUUUUACUUUCUAACUAAAGGCAAAAUUUGUAUUGUAAACUGUAAAAUUUUGGCAAGUCUUAUUUUGAAUUUCCAAGAAAACCAUUGUUGCUUUGAGGGAAAGAUGAUAUGGAAUAGAUAGAUAAUAAAAAAUAUUUUGUACUAUAAUACCAUGAGAAGUUACUUUUAUUCCAUAUAGUAGCUAAUGUGAAGGUUAUAUGCUUGUCAUUUAUCCAUCUCUAACCAUCAUGGACAUGUUAAACAUUAGCCCAAAGCUCCUCUCU
Messenger RNA from Branchiostoma floridae (Florida lancelet), 1659 nucleotides. Its product is annotated as 3-hydroxyanthranilate 3,4-dioxygenase-like. Gene Ontology annotation, cellular component: cytoplasm. Gene Ontology annotation, biological process: 'de novo' NAD+ biosynthetic process from L-tryptophan; quinolinate metabolic process. The record is from RefSeq and is a predicted model, not a curated record. NCBI's taxonomy places the organism in Eukaryota, Metazoa, Chordata, Leptocardii, Amphioxiformes, Branchiostomatidae. The transcript has 10 exons. Gene Ontology annotation, molecular function: 3-hydroxyanthranilate 3,4-dioxygenase activity; iron ion binding. Bases 76 to 1002 code for a protein of 308 amino acids.